Messenger RNA from Gastrolobium bilobum, 2458 nucleotides. RefSeq names its product G-type lectin S-receptor-like serine/threonine-protein kinase At4g27290. The coding region runs from base 29 to 2455 and encodes 808 amino acids. The transcript is spliced from 7 exons. NCBI's taxonomy places the organism in Eukaryota, Viridiplantae, Streptophyta, Magnoliopsida, Fabales, Fabaceae. The record is from RefSeq and is a predicted model, not a curated record. Gene Ontology annotation, biological process: recognition of pollen; protein phosphorylation. Gene Ontology annotation, molecular function: protein serine/threonine kinase activity; ATP binding.
AUCUUCAAUAUGCCGUAGUUAACGCAAAAUGACCAUUCUUAGUGCUCUGCUUGUUAUUUCCAACCUACUAUUUUUCUUCUUUCAUAUUUCCUAUGCAGUUGAUACCAUUACCCAGUUCAAGUCACUUCCUGAUGAUGGCAGCACCUUGGUUUCUAAGGAUGGAACCUUUGAGUUGGGGUUCUUCAAUCCUGGUAGAUCCUCAAACCGCUAUGUUGGAAUAUGGUACAAAAAUAUCCCAUAUACAUCUGUUGUUUGGGUUGCCAACCGUGAUAACCCCAUCAGUUACAACUCCAGCAGCAGGUUGAUCAUAAGCAAAGAGGGAAACCUUGUGCUUCUAAGCCAGAAUCAGACUCUUCUUUGGUCAACAUACUCUACAAAAAAGGCUUCACAUCCCAUUGUGCAACUCUUGGAUACUGGAAAUUUGGUACUUGUAGAUGAGAAGGGCAACAACAAUGAAACAAGUUUUUUAUGGCAGAGCUUCGAGCAUCCUUGUGAUAAAUUGUUACCAGGACAGAAGAUUGGAUGGGACCUAAAAACCGGUCUUGAUCGGCGCCUUACUGCUUGGAAAAAUUCGGAUGACCCCUCUUCAGGAAACGAGACUUUAUCUAUUGUCAAUCCUAGCAACCCGGAAAUGGUAAUAUGGAGUGGCUCGGAUAUGUUGUACAGGAGUGGCCCCUGGAAUGGCUUUGGUUUCAGUGAAACAGUAGGAUUGAAUUCUGAUCCUCUUUUCGUUCACAAAUUUGUGAACAAUGAACAUGAAGCGUAUUACACAUACACCCUCAAGAAUAGUUCUGUGCUUUCUGUGAUUGUUUUGAACCUUAAUGGUCGUCAACGCCUAAUAUGGUCUCCGGAGCGCAGAAGUUGGAUUCUUUACCAAACCUGGCCACAAGACCAAUGUGAUGCAUAUAAUUUUUGUGGCGCAUAUAGACAAUGUAUGGUUGAUAUAAAUUCAGAGUGCGAAUGUUUAGAAGGAUUCAUGCUGAACUCAUCCCAAAGCCAUAAUCCAGGACAGGGAUGUGUGCGCAGUGAACAGUGGAUCUGCGGGGUCAAAAAUAGAGAUGGUUUUCGAAGAUUUACAGGGAUCAAAUUGCCAGAUACUACAAAUUCUUGGGUUAAUGAAAGUAUGACACUAGAAGAUUGCAAGGCCAAAUGCUUGGAAAACUGUUCCUGCACAGCUUAUGCAAACACUGACGUAAGGGGUGUUGGUAGUGGUUGUUCCAUCUGGUUUGGUGAUCUUCUUAAUUUGAGAGUUUCACAAGGUGGGCCAGAUCUAUAUGUUCGAAUGGCCGUUUCAGAUAUAGACGCGAAACAUGGGCGUUACAAAAAGACAGUCUUGGUGGUUACCAUCACAGUUUCAUUGGUCCUUGUGAUGCUAUUAUCUUUCUCCUACAUUUACGUUACCAAAACAAAGCAUAAAGAAGAGAAAGAUGAAGGCGAACAAGAAGAUUUGGAGCUUCCUUUAUUUAAUCUUGCCACGAUAGUUCACGCUACCAAUAACUUCUCAACUGACAACAAGCUCGGGCAAGGUGGUUUUGGGCCAGUAUACAAGGGGACAUUGCUGGACGGACAAGAAAUUGCAGUCAAAAGGCUCUCAAGGAGUUCUGGACAAGGAUUGAAAGAAUUUAAGAAUGAAGUUAUAUUGUGUGCCAAACUUCAGCACCGAAAUCUUGUUAAGGUUCUUGGUUUUUGCAUUGAUGGAGAGGAGAAAAUGCUACUCUAUGAAUACAUGCCCAAUAAAAGCCUCGAUUCAUUUCUAUUUGAUUCAGUUCAAUGUAAGCUUUUAGAUUGGACUAAGCGCUUGAACAUCUUGUGUUCAAUUGCUCGGGGGCUUCUUUAUCUUCAUCAAGAUUCUAGAUUAAGGAUCAUACACAGAGAUCUAAAAGCAAGUAAUAUUUUAUUAGACAAAGAUAUGAAUCCAAAAAUUUCAGAUUUUGGCAUGGCCAGAAUGUGUGGAGGUGAUCAAAUCGAAGGGAAUACAAACACAAUAGUUGGGACAUACGGUUAUAUGGCACCUGAAUAUGCCAAUGGUGGACUAUUCUCCAUAAAAUCUGAUGUAUUCAGCUUUGGAGUAUUAUUGCUAGAAAUUGUAAGCGGAAAGAAAAGCAGAGCACUCGCCUACUAUGACCACGAUUAUAAUCUUAUUGGGCACGCAUGGAGAUUAUGGAAGGAGGGCAUUCCAGAACAAUUGAUUGAUGCUUGUUUGGGAGAUUCAUGUAUUUUAUCUGAAGCUUUACGCUGCAUUCAAAUCGGUCUUUUAUGUAUGCAGCAUCAUCCUGACGAUAGGCCAAACAUGACAUCUGUGGUUGUGAUGCUGAGCAGCGAAAUUGCUUUAGCUCAACCAAAGGAACCUGGUUUCUUAAUUAGAAAGCCCUCAAUUAAAGGAGAUCAUUCUCCAAGAAGACAAGUGUCUUCUUCACUCAAUGAAGUAACUAUCUCAGUAUUAAAUGCAAGAUAGAGA